This is a messenger RNA of Myotis lucifugus (little brown bat), 2169 nucleotides long. RefSeq names its product fibrous sheath CABYR binding protein (gene FSCB). Gene Ontology annotation, biological process: negative regulation of protein sumoylation. The transcript has 3 exons. The record is from RefSeq and is a predicted model, not a curated record. Gene Ontology annotation, cellular component: sperm principal piece; sperm fibrous sheath. NCBI's taxonomy places the organism in Eukaryota, Metazoa, Chordata, Mammalia, Chiroptera, Vespertilionidae. Gene Ontology annotation, molecular function: calcium ion binding.
AUGGUAGACAAAUCCCAACAGACUGACAUAUCAGAGAUAAAGUGUCUCUUGCCUAUACCACAAUCAUGUGGCCCCAAAGCUAACCUUAAUAUUAGUAACAUUCCUGAAAGCAAAGUCAACUAUGAGUCUCUUAGAUUAUCUUCUCAGCUUCAGAAAACUUGGACAAAGAGAAAGCGUGGGCAAGAUAAGGUUGAUGAAUGUUUGCAGACAGACAUUAUUACUGAAGAGAUAAAGGAAACCAAGCCAGGUGAUGCAACAGUGGUACCUAAAGAAAAGCCAGCUGCUGUUGGAGAAGCAGCUUCUGAAUUUCCAGAGAGUGUUCAUGGAGUAGAAAUUCCAUCAAGCAAACACUCAGGUCAACAAAAAUUAGACAGAUCUGACCAAACCAUUCAUUCUGGAGAUGAAAACAAAGAACAGAAGAGCUUUGGUGAAUCAAAAGUAGUUACUGGCAGACCAAGUAGUUCUUUUUCAAAGUCAAAGGAGGCUGUGCAGGAACAUAAAUCCUCAGGGAAGACUUUAAUUACUGAGCAUCCUCAAUUUCAACCUGCAACAAGUAGCAAUGAGGAAAUUAGGAAGAAAAGUACCAACAGAUCUUCAUUUAGUCAACAAAUCAAAGAAGAUACUCGAGUACUUGUAUAUGAGCAUGACUUUGCAGUUGAAGUAAGGCCUCCGACAAUGGAAAAGAUCUCUGCUGAAGUGCAAUCUCCACCAGCUGAGAAGGUCCCUGCAGAAGAGGCCCCAGUGAAAGUUAAGUCUCCACCAGCUGAGAAGGCCCCUGCAGAAGAGGCCCCAGUGAAAGUUAAGUCUCCACCAGCUGAGAAGGCCCCUGCAGAAGAGGCCCCAGUGAAAGUUAAGUCUCCACCAGCUGAGAAGGCGUCAGUGGAAGAGGCCCCAGUGAAAGUUAAGUCUCCACCAGCUGAGAAGGCCCCUGCAGAAAAGGCCCCAGUGAAAGUUAAGUCUCCACCAGCUGAGAAGGUCCCUGCAGAAGAGGGACCAGUGAAAGUUAAAUCUCCACCAGCUGAGAAGGUCCCUGCAGAAGAGGCCCCAGUGAAAGUUAAGUCUCCACCAGCUGAGAAGGUCCCUGCAGAAAAGGCCCCAGUGAAAGUUAAGUCUCCACCAGCUGAGAAGGUCCCUGCAGAAGAGGGACCAGUGAAAGUUAAAUCUCCACCAGCUGAGAAGGUCCCUGCAGAAGAGGCCCCAGUGAAAGUUAAGUCUCCACCAGCUGAGAAGGCCCCUGCAGAAGAGGCCCCAGUGAAAGUUAAGUCUCCACCAGCUGAGAAGGUCCCUGCAGAAGAGGCCCCAGUGAAAGUUAAGUCUCCACCAGCUGAGAAGGUCCCUGCAGAAGAGGGACCAGUGAAAGUUAAGUCUCCACCAGCUGAGAAGGCCUCAGCAGAAGAGGCCCCAUCAGCAGAAGAGGCCCCAGUGAAAGUUAAGUCUCCACCAGCUGAGAAGGUCCCUGCACAAGAGGCCCCAGAGAAAGUUAAGUCUCCACCAGCUGAGGCGGCCUCUGGGGAAGAGGCUCCAGUGAAAGUUAAGUCUCCACCAGCUGAGAAGGCCUCAGCAGAAGAGGCCCCAGUGAAAGUUAAGUCUCCACCAGCUGAGAAGGCCUCAGCAGAAGAGGCCCCAGUGAAAGUUAAGUCUCCACCAGCUGAGAAGGUCCCUGCACAAGAGGCCCCAGUGAAAGUUAAGUCUCCGCCGGCUGAGAAGGCUUCUGCAGAAGAGGCCCCAGAGCAAGUUCAGUCUCCACCAGCUGAGAAGGUCCUUGCAGAAGAGGCUACAGCUAACGUUCAAGCUCCACCCACUGACGAGGCCCCUUCAGAAGAGGCCCCAGAGAAAGUUCAUUGUCCACCAGCUGAGAAGGUCCCUGCAGAAGAAGCCCUAGUGAAAGUUAAGUCUCCACCAUCUGAGCAGGCCCCAACUGAAAAUAUUGCUGCUGAACUUCAUCUUCCACCAACUGAAGAAAUGACUUCAGAAAUGGUCUCUGUUGCCAAAAAACUUGCAUCAUCUGAAGAGGCCAAUAUUUCAAAUAUCUCUCCAACAUACUCCAUUGAGGAAGUUCAGACUCCACUAUCUAAAACACCUCCUGCAGAAGAGGCUCUGGUUUGUACUAUUGAAAUAUAGAGUGUCAACCAUAUAGAACUAAAGGAGCGGCCUCUUCCACAGCUAUAG